CUGCGUCAGCUGUCGGGUCCGAUUCUGAAUUUCAAAUUUACGCCCCGAAUGUCAGUCACUCUUUAGCUUAGUAGCCGCCGGUCGGACAGCAACGUUAGAAGCUAUGGCUGCAUCGGUAGAAACGGCACCAGGGGCACUUGGCCGGGAAAACUUAAGUGAUGAUGGUCUGACGUGGGUAGACGUAGAAGUCGGGACGCAGACCAUCAAAGUUCUCAACUGGGAUGAGGUAAAACAGGGCAUCCUCACUCUGUCCGGACAGCGUCUGUGGCCGGCGGCAAAGUUACUGGCCCUGCUGAUGCACUUUAACCCGGACAUUCUGGAAGGCGCGAAGAACGUCCUUGAGCUGGGAGCCGGUCUGGGGGUGGUGGGCAUCGCCGCUGCCAAGAUGGCGGCCAACGUCAAGGUUAUGAUCACGGACGGCGAGGACGAGGUCGUUGACCUAUGCAGAGAGCAUCUGAAUAGGAACUUCGAAAAAGGUCAAGACCAGCCACAGUGUGAGAGGUUAUUUUGGGGCGAGGGUCUUGACGAGUUUAAGAAGCAGCACGGAACGUUUGACCUGAUCCUGGGCUCGGACGUGGUGGAGGGGAAAGACUCCCUCCCGCCGUUCCUCCACACCGUCAAGGAGCUACUCAGCUCAUCGCCCACAGCCAUGUGCCUGCAGACGUACGCAGAGAGACCGUACCUCCCACACGACCUGAUCGAGCGGACCGCCGAGGCGUGCGGGCUGUCCUACACGUACAUAGAGUGGGAGAACCAGCCCUGGGCGCACCACAUGGUCCAGACACAGGACCCCAGCAGAUGGGACAGGUUCUCACCGCGGUGGGCCAAGUUAAGGAUCAUCGCCUGGAUGAAACCGCUGUCAUCUUAAGUUCUGCAGUCUUCGCCGUUUGUAAAAUCAAGAAGACUUUGCAUUUAUGGAUUUGGCUAACGUUAUACAAAUGACGGCAAGCUACAGGAUACGAUGUGUAAUAUGUGGGCGAAACUGUGCUGAUAUUACAUCGAAGGAAGUCCUAGAUCAAAGAUGAAAUGUAGAUUUGGGGUAUAUGUAUAUUAACAUUUUAUAUACUGUGCACAACAGGUGGGAAUGCAGUUAUGUAUGGACUCGUAAACGUAAAAUAGAAAACGUAGAAACUUUAUUUCACCAUUCAUAGCGACACCUCUGCAUCAAAAAUCGAAGUGUUUUA
Molecule: messenger RNA, 1184 nt
Organism: Branchiostoma belcheri (Belcher's lancelet)
Lineage: Eukaryota; Metazoa; Chordata; Leptocardii; Amphioxiformes; Branchiostomatidae
Product: protein N-lysine methyltransferase METTL21A-like
Exons: 6
Coding region: 104-868 (254 amino acids)
Biological process (GO): peptidyl-lysine methylation
Cellular component (GO): cytosol; cytoplasm
Molecular function (GO): protein-lysine N-methyltransferase activity
Source: RefSeq, a predicted model, not a curated record